Molecule: messenger RNA, 1913 nt
Organism: Thlaspi arvense
Lineage: Eukaryota; Viridiplantae; Streptophyta; Magnoliopsida; Brassicales; Brassicaceae
Source: the annotation of a GenBank genome assembly
CACUACGACACGGACAGUGUUUCCUUUAUUAUUUUACUGCAUAAAACGACAAAAUUCCAAGCAGUAACGUUUUCUAGGCCGUCUAGGAACUCGAAAAGAAACAAAUUUCUUGCAAUUGAAGGUACCUUUAAUCUCCUUGGUUUCUUCUCCGUUAAAUCCACACCCCAUUUGCCGACUAGUCUUGGUGUUCGUCUGGUGAGAAGAAACCCUAGAACAAGUUCGGUCUUUGCUUCGAUGGGUCGCGAAUCUGUGGCUACUAUGUCCUCGCCGCCGACGGUGACUGCUAGGGGUGCUGCCUCGGCGGCGACGGCGCUUGCUCCGGGCUUCCGAUUUCACCCGACUGACGAGGAACUCGUGAGCUAUUACUUGAAGCGGAAGGUUCAGAGCAAGCCCGUACGCUUCGAUGCGAUUGGGGAGGUCGAUAUCUACAAGCACGAGCCCUGGGAUUUAGCAGUGUUUUCGAGGCUGAAGACGAGGGACCAAGAAUGGUACUUCUACAGUGCCUUAGAUAAGAAGUACGGGAACGGCGCCAGAAUGAACCGAGCAACCAACAAAGGGUACUGGAAAGCAACCGGAAAAGACAGAGAGAUCCGCCGUGACAUUCAGCUGCUCGGUAUGAAAAAGACGCUUGUCUUCCACAGCGGUCGUGCCCCUGACGGGCUCCGGACCAAUUGGGUCAUGCACGAGUAUCGCCUCGUCGAAUAUGAAACCGAGAGAAAUGGAAACCUGGUGCAAGAUGCAUUUGUGCUGUGCAGAGUGUUCCACAAGAAUAACAUUGGGCCACCAAGUGGGAACAGAUACGCGCCGUUCAUGGAAGAGGAAUGGGCUGAUGAUGAUGGAGGAGCUCUGAUUCCUGGAGUUGACGUUAGGGUCAGAGUUGAACAGCCACCACUUGCCAAUGGUAACAAUCAGAUGAACCAGUCAGCAAGCAAGGAUCUCAUUAACAUCAACGAGCCACCAAGAGAGACUACUCCAAUGGAUACCGAACUUAACCAUCAGAAUCAUCAAGAGAAUGCCCUGAAGCUGCAGAAGGUUAACAACAAUAACCAUUACGAUGAAGAUGAGGAAGCACUCAAACGUGAGCAGGCAGAUGAAGAAGAUAACCGUCCUCCUCCUUUAUGUGUUCUUAACAAAGAAGCUCCACUGCCUCUUCUCCAAUACAAACGCAGACGCCAAAACGAAUCCAACAACCACUCGAGCAGGACCACACAGGACCACUGUUCGUCCACAACAACAACCGUCGACAACACAACGACCUUAAUCUCAUCAUCUGCUGCUGCCACCAACACCGCCAUCUCUGCGUUGCUUGAGUUCUCUCUCAUGGGCAUCUCCGACAAGAAAGAAAACCCGCAGCAGCCACCAAGUCAUCGCAAGGAAGCCACUCCUCCUCCUCCACCAGCACCUCUUGAAGAGAAGCUUAAUGAGCUCCAGAAGAAGUUUCACCAGAUGUCUGUUGAGAGAGAAACUUUCAAGCUUGAGAUGAUGAGUGCAGAGGCAAUGAUCAGCAUUCUCCAGUCAAGGAUCGAUGCACUGCGUCAGGAGAAUGAUGAGCUGAAGAAGAACAACGGCAAGGGGAAAGAAGCGCUCUAAAGCCAUCUCUCCAUGUUUCUGCUUCUUCUUCUUUGCCUUUUAGCUCUAAUCUCCCUAAUAUUAUGAACUAUCUAUGUAGCUUCUUCAGACGGAUUGAGAGAACCGUGUGUUGAAUCUCUCUGUUGUAUAAUUAGGAUAAAAACGGAUCGCAGCCGCUGAGCUGGCGUCUUUUUUUUUCUUUUGGUUUUUGGAUGUUUAUGCAUCUUUUGAGAACAUUUUCAGGUUGCUCCAUUGUCAUAUAUUAUCUAUCACCUAAUCCUUUUAGACGAGAAUCUUCUUCCUUUUUCAACAAUGAAUGUUUUAGAGAGAGCUACUUUGGGCAA